AUGGGCCCCCAAAAUGCUGCCGAGUUCUUCUACACCUCCGACGAGAAGUGGUACGGCGCCAGGUCGCCAGACAAUGACAUCCACGACUUGAGAUCAUUUGCUACGAACGCUGGCAAAGGAAACGUCUUCAUGUUUCUGUGGCAGCAAAUCCGAGUCAUCAACUGGUGCGAACGCAAAGCCCGCAAACCAAAGAAUGAAAUCGACUACGUCGAAUUGCUUGUGAUCAAGAACGGAUGCCAGGAUCCUGACCUGCUUGACCACGCCUGGCCUUGGCCCAAACACCACCGAAAUGACAAGGAUGUCGAAAAGAUGAGUUCCAUUCUGGCUCGAUGGGCGCAGAACACAGCUGGUGCGCUUGUGUCCGAGUUGGCGGCAGGAACGUACGAACCGCAGAGCUUGAAGUAUCGUGAUCCAGACCAGAUUUGGACACCAUCAUGGUCCGAUGCCAGCGGAGAGGAUCACGUCAACGUCAGUACAUCGAGACAGAACGCUUCUGCGGCACCUUCAGAUCCUCAGGCCGCCCAGCCAACAAACGAGCGCUCUGGACUUCCACCCAACUUCCGCCUUCUCCAACACUUCAGCAACCUCAACCACCUCCUGUACUGCCACAUCCAACACCACACACCUAGGGCGGAGCCAGAUUACCCGCAUUGGGGCUUGGAGGAGGGCCCGCAGUUGCGUCAGGGAGCAGUCGAGCUGCAAGGAAAUAAGGAGAAGAGACCGGAAAUGAAGGAGCGAGAAGUAUGGUUCCGAAAGAAGGAGGAAACCACGAACUUGGAAGCCACACCAUAUCAGCAGAAGUGGGAGAGCACUGAUGAAGAGCAGCGACCAAGUCCGCUUGGACGAUCUCAAGUUUCGUUUCAGCACAACAAUAUGAACUUGGAAGCCAGACCAUAUCAGCAGCAGUGGGAGAGCACCGGUGAAGAAGAGCAGCGCCCAAGUCCGCUUCGACGAUCUCGAGUUUCGUUUCAGCACAGCGACAUGAACAUGCCCCAACCGGGAGACUUUCCGCGCCCAAUGCAUGGACAGCCGUCACAGCCCAGGACAUCUGCCUCGACAUACUCAUCUUAUCCUGUCGAAGAUCAAGGACGAGCUCAUGCUCCGUCUCAGCAGCAUGAGAUCCCUCAGCCUGGCACGUUUCAGCACUCAUACCGCCAAGCCCCAACCGCAGAUCAACGAGCACAUGCUCAGCUCCAGACACAGAUUUGUGGGCUUUGGUGGGACAUGAGCAGGUGGUUGGAUGCCCAAGCAUUCAGGUCAUGGCUGAACGGGUAUCGGAAACCUUGCCAAAUGUAUGCUCAUACCUCUCCUGGACAUGAGACUGAUUGUCUACGGCAUGGCAUCUCGCAAGCCACAUCGCGGAAUAGGAAGCCCAAUCCACGUCAUGAUGAGGCGUAA
This is a messenger RNA of Pseudocercospora fijiensis CIRAD86, 1398 nucleotides long. RefSeq lists its product as uncharacterized. NCBI's taxonomy places the organism in Eukaryota, Fungi, Ascomycota, Dothideomycetes, Mycosphaerellales, Mycosphaerellaceae. The coding region runs from base 1 to 1398 and encodes 465 amino acids. The record is from RefSeq and is a predicted model, not a curated record. The transcript has 6 exons.